This is a messenger RNA of Menidia menidia (Atlantic silverside), 3657 nucleotides long. Lineage: Eukaryota; Metazoa; Chordata; Actinopteri; Atheriniformes; Atherinopsidae. The record is from the annotation of a GenBank genome assembly.
CUAUGUACAGCUCAUCUACCCAGCUUGUCAGACGCCCCCAGCCACUACCAGGCAGUGUGUCGGGCACUGUUCGCAGAAACCAAGGAGCUUCGAACAUUCCUGGGAAAGAUAAAGAGUGCUAAAGAGAAUCUGAGGAAAAUGGAGGCGGCAUCUUCAGAGGAGCCUGGACGAGACCUGAAUGAACUACAAAAUGCUGACUGGGCACGGUUCUGGGUUCAGGUGAUGAGGGACCUGCGUGAAGGAGUUAAGCUGAAGAAGGUGCAGGAGCGUCAGUACAACCCUCUGCCCAUCGAAUACCAGCUCACACCCUACGAGAUGCUCAUGGACGACAUCAGGUCCAAGCGCUACAAGCUGCGCAAAGUCAUGGUGAAUGGAGACAUCCCACCAAGGUUAAAGAAAAGUGCUCAUGAAGUGAUCCUGGAGUUCAUCAGGUCCAGACCACCUCUUAAUCCUGUAUCAGCUCGGAAGCUUAAGCCUCAGACUCAGCCGCCUCCCACGCUACAUGAGCGGAUCCUGGAGGAGAUAAAGGCAGAGAGGAAGCUCCGCCCCGUGUCCCCCGAUAUGGUUCGCAAGGGACGACUGGUAAUUCGGCCACUUAGCAUGUCUUUCAGUUUUGAUGCGUCAGGUUUUGGCAAAACUCGCAGUAUGCCACAGGAUUUGUUCCGAACAGGAAUAGAUGAGUACAGUCCAUACAUGGGCAGGAGGACAUCCAGUACUCUGUCUCUGAUCAAUGGAUCGUCAUCACCCAGAGUAGAACCAUCUGGUUCUCAGUCUGUACCUCAAAGAAAGAAACUUCUGAAGGCUCCAAGCCUUGCCGAGCUGGACAGCUCCGACUCUGAUGAUGAGAUUGUGGGGCACAAAUCAGCGAGCAGCUCCAGUGUGGCAACAUCUUUGAUGGAUGAUACAUCCCCAGAGUCUGUGCUAGGCAAGAAAACUCCGCCCAUGUUCCUCCCCAUCUCCUCCACACCUCAGCCAGAGAGGCGUCAGGCACCCCAGAGGAGACACUCUAUCGAGAAGGAAACACCCACCAAUGUCCGGCUGUUCCUGCCACCCUCUAAAAAGAGCUCAAAGUCUUUGGAGGAGUUCUGUUUCCCAGUGGAGUGUCUGUCUCUGACGGUGGAGGAGGUCAUGCAUAUCAGACAAGUGCUGGUGAAAGCUGAGCUGGAGAAAUUCCAGCAAUACAAAGAAAUCUACAACGCUUUGAAGAAGGGAAAGCUUUGCUUCUGUUGUCGAACCAAAAGGUUUUCCUUUUUCACCUGGUCCUACAUCUGCCAGUUCUGCAAAAAACCCGUGUGCUCACAGUGCUGUAAAAAGAUGCGGCUGCCGUCCAAACCUUACUCCAGCCUGCCCAUCUAUUCCAUUGGCUCUACCAACACCCUCCCCAGAGACAGAGUAAAUGCCAUGACCGCUGUAGGACAAGGACUCUCUGUGGCCGCGGAGCCAGAGCCGUUAAUGGAAGCUGCGGGGGCCGCUGCGCCCCCCACUUUGAAAGAAUCUCCAAAAGUAACAUUGAAAGGAGCUGGAAAAGCUACAGGAGCAGCAGCAGCUGCUAAAGCUGACAAGUCCUCCGGGAGCCCACAGCGCCACGGCAUUCACAAAACCAUGUCCAAGCUUUCCAAGCACGGCUCUUUGAAGUCCCACGAGGAGCUGGAGCUUCCCUCGGAGCUGACGGAGGACUGGGCCACCAUGGAGGUGUGCGUCGACUGCAAAAAGUUCAUCUCUGACAUAAUCGCCUCCAGCAAGCACAGCCUGUCGCUGGCCACCAAGAGAGCUCGCUUAAAACGCAAGACGCAGUCCUUCUACUCCCCUAAAGGCCGAGAGGAGUACAGGCCGUCUGAGCGAACAAUCAACGAGAUCUGAAGCAUAUGCCGACGCAUAUUUAAGUCAGAGGGAGCAGUUCGAUUACUUGAAUGGACCUCAGAUGGGCUUUCUUUUUUAUCUUUUUUUUUAUGUCUGUCUUAUUUCUUUUGGGCUGUGUCUUAUCACAGUACAGAACUCUUCCAGAUGAGAGCGUACUAAGCGUCUGCCCUCUUUUUUUUAUAUCAUGGACAUCAAAGUAUAUCCUUCUCUGUUUGGCUAUGAACCUAUGACUUAACGGAAAUAAACGUGGGAAGUCAAUGUGGACCGACUUCCUCUACUCCAUUGGCACAACAGUGUGAUCCAGCCCAACUCAGAUUUAACUUAAAGCACAAUACUGAGGAGACAUGGAGUUAUCAGCUGAAGUCAUCCUCAAAUAAACACAGAAUUCUAAGCUGAGAAUAUACUACUUUGCUAUGGGCUAUGGUUUAGGGUUUCGAUUUGAGUGUAUGUAUGUUUGUGUGUGUGCACAAAGGAAAUGAUCAUGGAAAAAAGAAAAGCACCUUCCGUUUUCAAUUUUGCUGAUGAGGCUCUCCGUCUGAUUUUUUUUCUGACGAGAACUGUACCACAGAUAUAAAAAUCGACUGGUUUAAAUGCUUAUUAGUGCCAGAUAAUUGUGAUUUUCUUACAUGUGAGUCACCAAUAGAUCUUUACUGCUACUGUGGAGGCCACAACAUUGCUUAAACCCACAAUGAAAAUUGAACAAUGUAGAGGAAAAUAUUGUUUUUAAUUCAAUUGAAUAAAGAUAAUAUACUUGGGUGUUUUGGUGGGAGUUAAACAGUCACAGCACUCAGUCAUCUGUGUGGGUGGGGUCAGAUUGACAAAGGUCUGGUGUUCCAGUCCUUUGCAUCAAAUUGGCAAAAACAGAUACAGCUGAGCCAUUGAUGUCUCUUCAUAAAUUUGAUUCGUCCUUUUUAAUGCCACACAGAUCUAGAAAAUCAGCACAAUUGCAAAAUGAUUUCUUUUUCAGAGACUCCAGAGUUGACAGUCAGUGGUGUAGUGGUACAAAAAAAACAUGUGUCACGUGAUUCAGGUUUGACUUUCAAUGGUUAAUAAUAUGUGCAUAUUGUUGCAUUUUUUAAAUGUACCUUGACAUUGAUGAAUAUAUAGUUGAUGCUAUCUCUUUUAUGUUUCUUGACAUUACUUCUUGAUUUAUGUUUGCAUCUUGUAAAGAUCAGUCCAAACAAAACGCCUCAUACACCAAUUAUGAAACUCAGUUCAAUGUAUAGGCAGCAAAAAAAAUUACAAUUCCAAGUCCCGGUGUUCAGUACACACAGUGAAUGCCAUAAAAAUGCCUUUAUGAUUUCUGUCCAUCACCCAGAGCCUUUCUGGCAGGAAGUAAGGUCUGUCUUAAGGCCUGGAUGUCUGUUAUUUCUAUUUUUCAUUUUGAUCACAUGCUUCAUUUUCCUUCUGAAUUGUUUCUGCCUUAACAGUUGCCUUUUUAUGAUCACUUGUAUCUCAAACAGCUGUCCACUGUUAAUGUACAUACUUUGUUUCCAUUGUUUAUACAUAGAUCAGGUGUGUGUUGGUUGAAUUGAAGAAGGCAGCGCCGACAUUGGCACUGCUGUAAUUCAGCAUCUCUGCAAAGGGAAUCUCCCUGUAUUGGUGUGUUCAGGUCAAACGUAAAGUGCUACAAGCUGGGCGUCUGCAGUGGAGAUCUUGCAGUGUAACAGACGGCAUCCUGCAUGUAAAAAAAAAAUGUAGCUGGCACCCUCAGUCGAUAUUACCUUUAAUCUGUAACUCCCUGCAGAGAUUGCAUCGAAUGAUUAAUACAACAAUAAACCUAAAUGCAAUUCCUGA